AUGUCAUCAGGCAAUAUAUCAUCAUCAGAAACAUCCGAUGCCAAAUCAUUAAUAUCAAAACAUAAAUAUUUAAUGAUAUCAAAAUCAUGGUGUCCAGAUUGUCAUUACAUAUAUAAUUUAUUUAAAAAACUAAACAUAUUCAACAAGCUAUAUAUUAUAGAAUUAGAUAAAUUUGAAAAUCAAAAACAAGCUCAAUUGUUAGAAGAUGAAUUUAAUUCAAUUAUUGGUAAGAAAUGGGUACCUCAAUUAUACUUUAAUGGAAAAUAUUGGGGAAAUGAAUCUAAUUUUAAAGAAUUAGUAAAAGAUGAUAAAUUAGAUGAAGAAUUGAAAAAAAUAGGAUUAUUGAAUUGA
Messenger RNA from Lodderomyces pseudojiufengensis, 351 nucleotides. RefSeq lists its product as uncharacterized. Gene Ontology annotation, cellular component: cytoplasm. Gene Ontology annotation, biological process: cellular response to oxidative stress. Bases 1 to 351 code for a protein of 116 amino acids. Gene Ontology annotation, molecular function: glutathione disulfide oxidoreductase activity. The transcript has a single exon. The record is from RefSeq and is a predicted model, not a curated record. Lineage: Eukaryota; Fungi; Ascomycota; Pichiomycetes; Serinales; Debaryomycetaceae.